Messenger RNA from Durio zibethinus, 3955 nucleotides. RefSeq lists its product as uncharacterized. Gene Ontology annotation, biological process: negative regulation of DNA-templated transcription; regulation of transcription by RNA polymerase II. Gene Ontology annotation, molecular function: acyltransferase activity, transferring groups other than amino-acyl groups; transcription corepressor activity. NCBI's taxonomy places the organism in Eukaryota, Viridiplantae, Streptophyta, Magnoliopsida, Malvales, Malvaceae. Gene Ontology annotation, cellular component: nucleus. The record is from RefSeq and is a predicted model, not a curated record.
GCCAAAUUUUCCCUCUGUUAAAAGUAAGACCCACUAGCUUCGCACACAACACACGAUUACUCUGUCUUGGAAAAGAAAAGAAAAAUUGAAUUCAUGAACCAGCGGAAGCUUCUUCUCAACGAGAGAGUCGAGGUUCGCCAGUUUGAGGAAGGACUACGAGGAUCAUGGCACCCUGGGGUGGUUGUUGGUGUUUCAAACUUAUUCCGAUCCAUUGAAUAUGAUGAACUCUUGUGUGAAACAGGUGAGUCAAAGCUCAUUGAAUCCAUCCCUGUGACGGAGGCAAUUGAAGGUCUUCAUAGCCGUCGCCACAUUCCAUUGACCUAUCGUGGGCAUGUACGACCUCUGCCUCCCCCAUCUCAACCUCUUUCUAAUCAAAAGCUGGGUUUUGGGGUUUGCGUUGAUGCGUUGUUUGAAGAUGCAUGGUGGGAAGGGGUUAUUUUGGAUAAUGAUGAUAAUGCAUCUGAGCGGUCUGUGUAUUUUCCUGAUGAGGGUGAUGAGUGCAAAUUCAGUGUGAGUCAAUUACGUGUAGCUCAUGAAUGGGAUGAGUUUAUGGGCAUUUGGAGAGAUCGAGGUGUAUGGAUAUUGGUGCAGUUAGCGAAGGAGCUUGAAGGUGAUGUUCCCUUGGCUUGUUGUGUAAAGAAAGUCUGGUCCUCCAUACGUUUAAAUUAUGGGUUCAUAAAGAUGAUAUCUGAGUGGACUUGUGGUGUUCGGACCGUUUGGAGGAAGUAUUUCAUGGAAGUUGUUCAGGAGAUUGCAGUUGGAAUAAGUCGGCGCAAUCUUGCUAAUCGCAAAAUUUUGGCAUGGAUGGUGGGAAAAAAAGGUAAUAAGUUAAAGGAUCCUGGGCAAGCGAAUUCCCAUUUAUCUGACACUUUUGUGCUGGCUGGAAGCUGCAAUGAUCUCAAGGCUGUUAGAUCAUCUCAAAAACGAGAGGAAGGAGGUCCUCUUGGUAAGCACAAAGGUAGGAAACGAUCUGUAAUGUCAAAAUUGAAACAUGAGGAGCUAUCUACAAUAAAUAAAUCUACCAGGAAAAGUUUUUGGGCAGAUAAAUCAUGUGGAGAAAAGCGAAUGACAUCAGAUGUAUCGUUGAUAAAGAGUAACUACAGUAUACUGAUACAUGAGUCUGAUCAGAUACCAAAUCAUUACACUGAUAAUAAUAAAGAAGUAUGUUCUCUUCCUACACAAAUAAAGGAGUCUGGUAAACUUGAAUCUGAAAUAAACAAACAAAAGUCUCCUACACUUUGUGAAAAUGGGGCUAAUCAGUUCUGUGUUGAAAGCUCAGGAGGAAGUAAAACCUUUUCUUAUGCUGUUUCUCAUGUUCAAGACAAUCAAUCAGCUUGCAAUAGUUUCAAAAAGCAUGGGCAGAUCGACGGUAAUCUUGCUGCCAAUUUUCCUGACUGUAGCAAAAUGCAUGUGAGCAGGCUAGCGUUCUUCUCUGUUAUUCAUAAGCGAAGACGAUCUACAUUGAUGAGAAGAAGGAUUUCAAAGAUGUGUCAGAAACCAAAUUCAAAGGUUACAAAGCCAUCAAAGGUGGAGAAGGGGCAUAACAGGGCUUCUUUCCUUCUUGUUUAUAAGCGGAACAAUGAUUUAGUAAGGAGGAAAAGGUUUUCAAAGGAACCUAAGGAGGCUGAUUCAAAAGUUGAAGCAAUCCCAAGGAAAGAGGAGAAAGGCCUAGAUGUCAUUCAGAAAGAAGAUGAUUUAGCUGCUGGUCACCAUAGUCUGAGUCUUCCCAUUGAUAACUGCAGAAAAAAGGUUAGGCUUAAAGACAUGGUAUCUUGCUCUCGGAGGAGCAAGAGGAAGUGGCAGUGUCGUGCCUCCCGACUGUUUGAUACAAUAUGUAGUGUCUGUCACUAUGCUGGAGAUCUUAUUAUAUGUGAUCAUUGCCCAUGUGCAUAUCAUUUAAGUUGCAUUAACCUCAAGGAUGUACCUGGUGAAAAUUGGUUUUGUCCAUCUUGCUGUUGUGGACUAUGUGGCUUGAGAGAUUCCAAGAGUGAUAGUGAACUUUUUACAAAAACUUGUCUCCAAUGCUCCCGCCAAUAUCAUGUUGCUUGCCUAAGUGAAGCUCAGCAUCCAUCUCCUACAGACUAUCCAUUUGGGAGUUUUUGUAGUGAGGCUUGUUAUAAGUUAUGUGCUCAACUUUAUCAACUUUUGGGAAUUUCAAAUCCCACUACUGUGGAUGGCUUAAGCUGGACGCUGAUGAGAUCGCUGAAAAAUGUGUAUCAAUUUCCUGAUAUGUCAAAACCUCAUACCUGGAUUAAGCUAUCUGAUGUACUAAGGGUUAUCCAUGAGUGUUUCGAGCCUGUCAAGGAUCCUCAUACCAACAGAGAUCUGGUCAGGGAUGUUGUUUUUAACUCAGGGUCCAAACUCAAACGAUUAGAUUUUCGUGGGUUCUAUGCCAUGGUUCUCCAUAACAGUGAUGAAAUUUUAUCUAUAGCCACAGUGAGGAUCCAUGGGCUAAAGGCUGCAGAGAUUCCUCUUGUUGCUACGCCUUUCCAAUAUCGCCGGCAGGGUAUGUGUCGACUUCUUUUGCAGGAGUUGGAGAAGCUGCUCACUCAAAUGAGCAUCGAGAGAUUAGUCUUGCCUGCAAUACCGCAGCUAAGAGAAACGUGGGAAACAUCCUUUGGUUUCCUGGAAAUGACUCUUUCAGAAAGGCUACAAUUCUUGGGUUAUCCUUUUUUGGCCUUCCAGGGGACAAUAAUGUUACAGAAAUUCCUUAGGAACUCUAUGGUUAAUAAGGAGAUGAGAGAUUUUGCAGAAAAAUCUUUUGAUUUGGGAGGAAAUACGUCAAAUGUCUUUAUGAAGCACAAGCAAGGGUCUAAUAUCAAGGACAGGUUCUAUGGCUUGUUUUACAAGCGCAGGAUGAAAUUAAAAGUUGUUGGAAAAGAAAAUUUGUUCAACAACUGUGGUAGACGUACACGACGUUCUGAGAAUUUGUGCAAGCGGAGACGAGUACUGGCUAGCAGAGAUUGAAAUGCUGAUGAAUUACAGUAAUUGAAAACUCACAGGAUCUUAGCAAGUAUUUUGAAUGGUGCAUUUUUAGCAAAGAAUAGCCGAAUCCCUGAAAACUCAGAAUAGCCAUUCUGGGGUCUCCCCUUCAGUGCCAGGCAUUUUUGUUCAUGUGUAUUUAAUUCAAUUUCGAAUGCAUCCUUGACACGAGAAACAGUGUUGGUUGAAACUGAAUUUCAUCGUCUGAGAUCAACUUCAGGACUGAAAUGACUAACAGCAGUGGGCUGGAAGCCGGGCCAAUGUUUUGGAGACCAGGGGCCUAACGAGGUUGCCUAGAGAAACUGAAGCUUGGUGAAGCUGAGUUGAGGUGUUAUACAUGUGUUUGAUCCUUUUUCCAAAUUGCACUCAACGAUUCGUCCCACCAAACAAUGACAUGGACGGGCAGAAACUUAUUACCUAUAAUCUUUGUCAUGAUGUCAAGCCACAUCACUUGUCAACCUAUUCAAAACUCUUGGUGGCUGAUUCUUUUCAUUCUACCAUGUGGAAAAAAAAUGAAGACAAAAAUCAAAACUUGAACAAAGUGGGUUGGAAUUUUUCUUUUUUUUUAUAGCAACACGUGCAAAGGCGGAGGCAAAAGGUAAAUAUAUAUCCUGAGAUAAAUAGAAAAGCAGAAGCAGAAGAAACAUAUGUAGCUAUGGAUGCAGAUUUCAAAUUAGGCUGAAGCAUAAGCAUAAGCAUAUGCAUAUGUGGAUACAAAUGUAGAAACAAAAGCACUAAAAGCACAUAUUGAAACACAAGCGUUUCCUUGCUGCUUCCUCGGUCCUUCAACUUUACUUGGCUCAACAUUUGCAAUAAUUGUGCUCCGGGCAUUAUGCACAAUAUUCAUGUCUCCAUGCAUUUGUUAUUGUGUUUGUUAGUAUGGGAAGUGUAAAAUAAUUGACUAUUAGCAAAACAGUUUCUAAAUACCACAUUAUAUACAUUUCAAAUAAGAUCAAACAAUAUGUAGUUACUU